Molecule: messenger RNA, 249 nt
Organism: Clunio marinus
Lineage: Eukaryota; Metazoa; Arthropoda; Insecta; Diptera; Chironomidae
Source: the annotation of a GenBank genome assembly
AUGCUUAAUGGCUUAAGAGAACGUUUGAUCCAAGAAGGCAUUUCAACUAAACACGAUAUUCUGAUUCAUCUUUAUCAACAUAUUCAACAUAAAUUUUUACAUAAACCUUACGAUCAAAAUAAUUACUUUAUGCAAAUAAAUAUUAACCUGAGAAAUAAUUUAUUGAUUUACAUGUGCAAAUAUAACAUGAGCAAGAAUUAUUUAUGGAAAGUCACUAAACAAACGAAUGGAUCCAUGUUGAUGUCUUAA